Molecule: messenger RNA, 719 nt
Organism: Nymphalis io (European peacock)
Lineage: Eukaryota; Metazoa; Arthropoda; Insecta; Lepidoptera; Nymphalidae
Exons: 6
Coding region: 122-703 (193 amino acids)
Source: RefSeq, a predicted model, not a curated record
UAAUAAUGCUUUAGUUUUUAGUUCAUUUGCAAUAUGCAGUUAUGUUCUUGAACAUAUACGAUGUUAAUUCCAAGUCGGGUAGUCGUUUUAAGAAAUUAGCAAGAUUAUACUGAUUGAAGUUAUGUGGAUAUAUAGCAAAUUUAUUAUGAUCUUUUGGCUUCAAGUAGCACUUAACACACGAAUAACAGCAUUGAAAAGACAAAGAAGAUAUCUAUUAUUCACACCAAGUACACAAUGGGGAGUUUUCGCAACGGUGUCUGUUCCGCUACCAACCGACUCAUUGGUGAGCGUAGCUUGGUUUUUCGAAGCGAAUUACUAUAACGUGGACAACGCAACCUACUUGGAACCAUUGCUUGGUGAUAUUGACGCACCAAGUCUUCGUCAUCUAAGGACUUCGAGGGAGAGCAAUCAAUUUUUAACUCGACGGAACUUUUAUAUAUUUAUUGAGAAUAUGCUAGAAAGACACGGUUACCCGAGGCUAUGCUUACUCAGAGCCAUUUGUGAGAACUCCUCGCAAUUCUUGCAUAACGGCAUCCUAGGCGAUUUACUUCAUCUCAUUCUUACGCCUUCGACGUCCAUAUCAGAAGACGACAUCGAGGAUUUGUACUACGAGGCAGAAUACUGGGGAAUGGAGAAUAAGUGUGACGAUUACACGAUUCUUUGCCCAAUUAAUCCUAUCGAGAGAAUUUCAAUGUUAUUAUAAUAAAGGAUUUUUGCUG